AUGGCCGCCCUGCAGACCUUGUCCAAGAGCUUCCCAGGAUGGGUUUUCUUCUGCUGCUGUUGCUGUCUCCCCCUUCUUCUCACCAGCUCUCUGCCUCUGAAGGGGGCUUCCCCUGCCCAUCACGCCUGCAGGCUCAGGAAGAUCAACUUCCAGCAGCCCUACAUCAGGAAUCGCACCUACACCUUGGCUAAAACGGCCAGUGCCUCAGACAAGGACACGGACAACAGAUUGAUUGGGCAGCAGCUCUUUGUUAACAUCAGGGAAAACAACCGCUGCUACCUGAUGAAGAGGGUUGUGGAGUUUGUAGUAGAAGAUGUUCUCCUGACUGAAGUCAAGAACCAGUACCCUCAUGUGGAGGAGGUGGCACAGUUCUUGGCAUCCCUGACCUCAGAGCUGAGAAGUUGUCAAUUCUCAGGAAAGAAAGAACACAUUGAAAAGAACCUGGAACAAAUGAAGAACAAAAUGGAACAGUUGGGAGAAAAUGGAAAGACUAAAGCCAUUGGAGAGCUGGAUUUACUCUUUGACUACAUGGAAAAUGCCUGUACUGAUGUCCCAAAGAAGGGAGGUAACAAGAAGAAAAACUGAAAAAAAUUCUGGAUCAGGCUUGAAGAGAUGUCUCUGCAGACCUCUUGCAAUACCUCAAACUGAUUAGCUGCAGCUAUGUUCAUUCCCCCCAGAUGCAUUA
Ficedula albicollis (Collared flycatcher) is the source of this 685-nucleotide messenger RNA. It is a transcript of the gene IL22, whose product is annotated as interleukin 22. The transcript is spliced from 5 exons. Bases 1 to 585 code for a protein of 194 amino acids. Lineage: Eukaryota; Metazoa; Chordata; Aves; Passeriformes; Muscicapidae. Gene Ontology annotation, cellular component: extracellular region. The record is from RefSeq and is a predicted model, not a curated record.